This is a messenger RNA of Chrysochloris asiatica (Cape golden mole), 2139 nucleotides long. It is a transcript of the gene SDC2, whose product is annotated as syndecan 2. Bases 437 to 1036 code for a protein of 199 amino acids. Gene Ontology annotation, cellular component: cell surface; membrane. The transcript is spliced from 5 exons. Gene Ontology annotation, biological process: dendrite morphogenesis; cell migration. NCBI's taxonomy places the organism in Eukaryota, Metazoa, Chordata, Mammalia, Afrosoricida, Chrysochloridae. The record is from RefSeq and is a predicted model, not a curated record.
UCCGGGAGCUCAGGCCGGGCGGACCGCGCGCCCCCACCGCUCUGCCCCCAAAGUUCAGCUCCCUCCGUAUUUCGAGUCAGCGAAUCUAUUCCUUGAAAUCAAAAACUACACCGCGAUCCGGAGAAGGAGUCCGCGGAGGAAUAAAACAACAGCUGAAAAAGCUCCAGCUACCAGCCUCCCCAGAGCCACAACUCCGCGUCGGGAGUCCAGAAACCAACAAGUGAGAAGGCUCAGCGUUCUCGGGGCGCAGCCGCGGGCGGCAGGAGCAGGCGCAGGAGGAGGAAGUGAGCGCCCCCGAACCCCCAAGACCUCGAGGAUCUCGCUGCGGCUGCUUGGCUUCGGAUCUCUGUGCGCGGGCUGCGCCGAUUGCUGUGCAGGAGGCUCCAUUUCCCCCCGGUUGCAAGCGGCGGCCGAGAGAAGCCGGUCCCCAGGGAAUAUGCGGCGCGCGUGGAUCCUACUCACCUUGGGCUUGGUGGCCUGCGUGUCUGCGGAGUCGAGAGCAGAGCUGACAUCUGAUAAAGACAUGUACCUUGACAACAGCUCCAUUGAAGAAGCUUCAGGAGUGUACCCCAUUGACGACGAUGACUAUGCUUCUGCCUCUGGCUCGGGAACUGAUGAGGAUGUUGAGAGUCCAGAGAUGACAACAUCUCGAACACUUCCAAAGAUACCAUUCACUAGUGCUGCUCCCAAAGUGGAAACUACAACACUGAAAAUUCAGAACAAGAUACCUGCUCAGACAAAGUCACCUGAAGAAAUUGAUAAAGUCCACGUGUCUGACUCAGAAAGGAAAGUGGAUCCAGCAGAAGAAGACACAAAUGUGUACACUGAGAAGCACUCAGACAAUCUGUUUAAACGGAAAGAAGUCCUGGCAGCUGUCAUUGCCGGUGGAGUUAUUGGCUUUCUCUUUGCAAUUUUCCUUAUCCUGCUGUUGGUGUAUCGCAUGAGGAAGAAGGAUGAAGGUAGCUAUGACCUCGGAGAACGCAAACCAUCGAGUGCUGCUUAUCAGAAGGCACCUACUAAGGAGUUUUAUGCGUAAAACUCCUACUUAGUGUCUCUAUUUAUGAGAUCACUGAACUUUUAAAAAUAAAGCUUUUGCAUAGAAUAAUGAAGAUCUUUGUUUUUUGUUUUUUUCAUUAAAGAGCCAUUCUGGCACCUUAAUGAUAAAUCCCAUUGUAUUUAAAAUUUUUCAUGUAUUUCUUUAGAACCACAUAAAAUGAAAAAUUUAACAUCUGCAGUGUUCUGUGAAUAGCAGUGGCAAAAUAUUAUGUUAUGAAAACCCUCAAUGUUCAUGGAAUCGUUGGAAACCCAUAUGUGCAAAUACGAAGUGAUUGUUUUUUCCCCAAGGUUCGAAGAUGAAAGCUGUUUGGUUUUUGUCGGCAUGUCUCAGAUUGACCUCACGGAGUUGGACUUCAUUAAUUUAUCUGUUGUUGCUCUCCUUUCCUCUGUCCCCCUUCACCCUUCAUCCCCUUAAAAAACAAAACUCUAUGCCUUUUGUAGCUGUCAUGGUGCAAUUUGUCUUUGGAUAAUUCAGAUCAUGGUAAUUUAGUGUAUAUGUGAUUUCCAAGUAUGUAAACUUUAACCUCUACUUUGUAUAAAUUUUUAAGUGUCAGACUAUCCAUUUUACACUUGCUUUGUUUUUCAUUACCUGUAGCUUCGGGCAGAUUUGCAACAGCAAAUUAAUGUGUAAAAUUGGAUUCUUACCACAAAGCUGUUUAGUCCUAUCUAUCUAAUCAGAUCUCCUUUCUGGGGGAUUUGAUGUGAGUUACUGACAAGCCUCAGCAAACCCAAAGAUGCUAACAGUAUUUUGAAAAGUUGCUGCAGAUUCCUUUGGCCACUGUAUUUGUUAAUUUCUUGCAAUUUGAAAGGUACCAGUUGAGGUUUAAAGAAAAAAUCAGUUUUUGUUCUUAAAAAUGCAUUUUAAAGUUGUAAAUGUCUUUUUAAGCCUUUGAAGUGCCUAUGAUUCUAUGUAACUCGUCGCAGACUGGUGUUAAUGAGUAUAUAUAACAGUUUAAAAAAAAGUUGGUAUUUUAUAAGCACAGACAAUUCUAAUGGUAACUUUUGUAGUCUUACAAAUAGACAUAAAUUGUAAUUUGGGAACAUAAAAACUACUGAAUAAAUCAUGUGGCCUAAUAUUGAAAA